Molecule: messenger RNA, 7812 nt
Organism: Tarenaya hassleriana
Lineage: Eukaryota; Viridiplantae; Streptophyta; Magnoliopsida; Brassicales; Cleomaceae
Product: ATP-dependent helicase BRM
Exons: 17
Coding region: 479-7474 (2331 amino acids)
Biological process (GO): positive regulation of transcription by RNA polymerase II
Cellular component (GO): nucleus
Molecular function (GO): protein binding; ATP binding; DNA binding
Source: RefSeq, a predicted model, not a curated record
UGCCCACCAAACAAAAAAGAAAAAAAGAGGAAAAAAAGGGAAGUAACCCGCUAGGGUUUGAGUGCGAGAAAAUUCUGAUCGCGUGAAUUUCUGAGGAGGAAGCGAUCACCGAUUCCGUUGAAUUCGCUUCCCUCCAUCUCCCGAAAACCCACGAAGAUCCAAAUUAUUCCCUUACAUCCCGCGAGUUUCGCAUCUUCGAGAGGGGCACCCAAAAUCGAUGCAAAUCUAGAGAGAGAAGAGUGGCCACGACUGAGUGUUUGUGGGCUUGUAAAAUUUCCGUUUUGGAACGUUGGGAUCCGAGGUUUUUCAGGCUCCCUUUGGGGCUUUUGUCCGAAAUUUUUUGGAGGGAUUUCUGUUUUUUGUUUUUUGUCCUCCUGGGGUUCCGUUGGUAGGGUUUUGAACUUUUGUCUUCUUCUUCCGUGAAUUUGGGUUUGAUUAGUUUGCGCGGAGUGAGUGUUUGGAUUUCUCGGCGAAUUGCAUGCAAUCUGGAGGCGGUGGCGGAGGGCCCGCCCGGAACCCGGGCGUGGGCCCGGCGGGUCGGACCGCAUCCACGUCAUCCGCUGCGUCUCCGUCUUCUUCAUCAUCUUCUGUGCAGCAGCAGCAGCAGCAGCAACAACAAUUGGCGUCUAGACAGCAACAGCUCAGAAACUCCGAGGGAAAUGAAACCAUGUUAGCAUAUCAUGCUGGUGGUAUUCAGGGAAUGAUGGGAGGGGGCAACUUCGUUUCCUCUCCAGGCUCAAUGCAGUUGCCUCAGCAGUCUAGGAAAUUCUUUGAGUUGUCUCAACAACAUGGCUCUUCCCAAGAUGGUCAGCAAAGUCUUAAUCCAGUUCAGCAAGCAUAUCUUCAGUACGCUCUCCAAGCGCAGCAACAAAAAGCAGCAUUUGCAUCGCAACAGCAAUCUAGAAUGGGAAUGCUGGGUUCAAAUAUGGGAAAGGAUCAAGAUGCACGAGCAGGAAUGUUGAAUUUGCAAGAAUUGAUUUCUAUGCAGGCAUCUAAUCAGGUGCAGGCUUCAUCUUUUAAGCCUGUGUCUGAACAGCUUGCUCGCAGCGAAAAGCAAACAGAAUCAGUUUCUGAUCAGAGAAAUGACACAAAACCUCAUCCUCAGCAGGUAGGUAUUGGACAACUAAUGCCUGGGAAUAUCAUAAGGCCAAUGCAGGCAUCACAAGGUCAACAGGUUCCCCAUAACAUGGGAAACAACGUGCUUGCAUUAGCACAGCAGUGGCAGGCAAUGCAGGCAUGGGCUCUUGAGCGUAAUAUUGAUCUCUCGCAUCCCGCCAACGCCAACCAAAUGGCUCAUCUCCUGCAGGCAAGAAUGACUGCUCAACAGAAAGCUAAUGAAGGCAACAUGUCUACACAGCCACCGCCAAUUCCGGUGUCCAACCAGCCGUCUACUUCUUCAAUGGUCCCAGGUGAGAAUUCCCCUCGUGCUAAUUCAGCUAGUGACAUCUCUGGGCAGUCAGCCUCUGUGAAGGCUAGACAUUCAAUGUCCACUGGCCCUUUUGCCUCGACUUCAAGUCCCAGGAUGGGGAACCCUGCUGUGCAUCCAUUCUCCAUCCAAGGGAGAGAUAGCCCGAUGCAUUCUCGGCAAUUGGGUCCUCCUACAACUACAAAUGGGGCACCUUUAGGACAUUCUCCACAGACAUCUGUGAAUGUGACCCAUGGUGUGGAUCAGCAUCCAUCUACAAAGGAACCUGAGACAUUGCAGAUGCAGCGGCACAAGCAACUGAAUGCACCACUUCUGAAGUCAGCAGGUCCAUCUGAUGUUGGUUUAGCUAGCAAUUCCUCCCUCCAGUUUGGACAGGGUACCCAACAAUCACCUCAGCGAUUCGGAUUCACCAAACAACAACUCCAUGUCCUCAAAGCCCAGAUACUUGCGUUUAGGCGGUUGAAGAAAGGAGAAGGUACGUUGCCUCAAGAGCUUCUUCAGGCUAUUGCUCCACCACCACUUGAGCUGCAGCUGCAAAGACAAAUUCCUACAUCAGGAGGAAGUAUUCAGGAGGGAGCUUCAGGGAAGAUUGGGGAAGACCAAGUAAGGCUUUCAGAAUCUGGCAGGGAGUUUCAGGUCGCAUCUGCAAAUGGACAGAUUUUUUCAAAAGAGGAAGAUAAUGUUGGAGAUACGACUGGCCAAAACCAAGUAAUCCAAAACAUGGAAAAAGAAGCUGCAUUCACUACUGCUGCUACAAAAGAAGAGCAACAGACUGAUGCCAUUUCUGUUAAGUCAGACCAAGGACCAGAUGCUGGUACUCAAAAGCAUCCUAGAGCUGAUUUGACAGCUGAUAAGGGAAAGGAUAUUGCAUCGCCAGCUGUUGCAUCUGAUGGAGGGCAGCCUACGAAGCCUCCACAGACAAGCACUCCUCCCCAGCAGCCCAAAGAUACGGCCAGGAAAUACCAUGGACCAUUGUUUGAUUUUCCAUUCUUUACUCGGAAACAUGAUGCGUAUGGGUCAGCAACAACCAAUGCCAAUAACAAUCUCACACUAGCAUAUGAUAUAAAAGACCUGUUGUUUGAAGAAGGUGCAGAAUUCCUUAACAAGAAAAGAACUGAGAGUUUGAAGAAGAUAAAUGGUCUAUUGACCAAAAACUUGGAGAGGAAAAGGAUUAGGCCGGAUCUUGUUAUGCGACUGCAGAUUGAAGAGAAAAAGCUUAGGCUUAUGGAUCUUCAAUCACGUAUCCGGGAUGAAGUGGAUCGACAACAGCAGGAGAUAAUGUCCAUGCCUGAUAGACCAUACCGUAAAUUUGUGAGGUUGUGUGAACGUCAACGCCUCGAAAUGGCAAGACAAGUGCAGGCCAAUAUGAAAGCUGUUCGAGAGAAGCAAUUGAAAUCUGUCUUUCAAUGGCGUAAGAAACUCCUUGAGGCUCACUGGGGUAUACGUGACGCACGGACUGCUCGUAAUAGAGGAGUGGCUAAAUACCAUGAAAAGAUGUUGAGAGAAUUUUCUAAGAGGAAAGAUGAUGGCCGGAAUAAAAGGAUGGAGGCCUUGAAAAAUAAUGAUGUAGAAAGGUACAGGGAGAUGUUGCUGGAGCAGCAGACAAGUAUACCUGGUGACGCUGCUGAAAGAUAUGCUGUUCUCUCUUCAUUUUUGAGCCAAAACGCAAGAAUCCUUAUAAAGCUUCAGAGAUCAGGUCAUCGAGUAUUGCUCUUCAGUACAAUGACGAAACUCCUUGAUAUCUUAGAGGAAUAUUUGCAGUGGAGGAGACUUGUGUACAGAAGAAUAGAUGGGUCAACCAGCCUGGAAGAUCGGGAAUCAGCUAUCGUGGACUUCAAUGAUCCUGAUACAGAUUGCUUUAUCUUCUUGCUCAGUAUACGUGCAGCUGGCCGGGGUCUCAACCUUCAGACUGCUGACACAGUUGUCAUAUAUGAUCCUGAUCCUAAUCCUAAGAAUGAGGAACAAGCGGUUGCUAGAGCUCAUCGUAUAGGACAGACUAGGGAAGUAAAAGUAAUUUAUAUGGAAGCAGUUGUUGACAAAAUUUCCAGCCAUCAAAAGGAAGACGAGUUGAGAAGUGGUGGUUCAGUAGAUCUAGAGGAUGACUUGGCUGGGAAGGACCGACCAGAUGCUCCAGCCACAGCAGCGAGACUUCAGGGUCUAUCUGAAGAAGAGGUCAGAGCAGCAGCUGCUUGUGCUCGGGAGGAAGUUAUGAUCAGAAAUAGAUUUAUGGAAAUGAAUGCUCCAAAAGACAGUUCAUCUGUCAACAAGUAUUAUAGUCUGGCUCAUGCUGUAAAUGAAACCGUUGUAAGGCAACCCUCGAUGCUUAAGGCAGGAACGUUGCGUGAUUACCAGCUGGUUGGAUUGCAGUGGAUGCUCUCUUUGUAUAACAACAAGUUAAAUGGAAUCUUGGCGGAUGAGAUGGGUCUUGGAAAAACUGUGCAGGUAAUGGCAUUGAUUGCUUACCUUAUGGAGUUUAAAGGGAAUUAUGGACCACAUCUCAUCAUUGUUCCCAAUGCUGUUCUGGUGAACUGGAAGAGUGAAUUCUACAAUUGGUUGCCUUCUGCUUCUUGCAUAUUUUAUGUUGGUACGAAGGACCAACGUUCAAAAUUGUUCUCUCAGGAGGUCUGUGCCAUGAAAUACAAUGUUCUUGUUACGACUUAUGAGUUCAUCAUGUAUGACCGUUCAAAAUUAUCAAGAGUUGAUUGGAAAUACAUUAUAAUUGAUGAGGCACAACGAAUGAAGGACAGAGAAUCUGUUUUGGCUCGAGAUCUUGACAGGUAUCGCUGCCAGAGGAGAUUACUUCUCACUGGGACACCUUUGCAGAAUGAUCUCAAAGAGCUUUGGUCUCUUUUGAAUCUUCUUCUUCCUGAAGUCUUUGAUAACCGAAAAGCAUUUCAUGAUUGGUUCUCACAACCCUUUCAAAGAGAAGAUCCUGCACAUAAUGUAGAGGAUGAUUGGCUGGAGACAGAGAAAAAAGUGAUAAUCAUUCAUAGGCUUCAUCAAAUUUUAGAGCCUUUCAUGCUCAGACGCCGUGUUGAAGACGUGGAAGGUUCACUUCCUCCUAAGGUUUCAAUAGUGUUAAGAUGUAGAAUGUCUGCUAUUCAGAGUGCCAUUUAUGAUUGGAUAAAGGCUACUGGGACACUUAGAGUUGAUCCCGAGGAUGAAAAACGCAAGGCUCAGAAGAACCCUAUAUACCAAGUCAAGUCGUACAGGCCUCUAAAUAAUAGAUGCAUGGAGCUAAGGAAAGCUUGCAAUCAUCCUUUGCUCAAUUACCCAUAUUUCAAUGAUUUGUCCAAGGAUUUCCUUGUAAGAUCAUGUGGGAAAUUAUGGAUUCUGGAUAGAAUCCUUAUAAAGCUUCAGAGAUCAGGUCAUCGAGUAUUGCUCUUCAGUACAAUGACGAAACUCCUUGAUAUCUUAGAGGAAUAUUUGCAGUGGAGGAGACUUGUGUACAGAAGAAUAGAUGGGUCAACCAGCCUGGAAGAUCGGGAAUCAGCUAUCGUGGACUUCAAUGAUCCUGAUACAGAUUGCUUUAUCUUCUUGCUCAGUAUACGUGCAGCUGGCCGGGGUCUCAACCUUCAGACUGCUGACACAGUUGUCAUAUAUGAUCCUGAUCCUAAUCCUAAGAAUGAGGAACAAGCGGUUGCUAGAGCUCAUCGUAUAGGACAGACUAGGGAAGUAAAAGUAAUUUAUAUGGAAGCAGUUGUUGACAAAAUUUCCAGCCAUCAAAAGGAAGACGAGUUGAGAAGUGGUGGUUCAGUAGAUCUAGAGGAUGACUUGGCUGGGAAGGACCGGUAUAUGGGAUCCAUCGAGAGUCUCAUAAGGAAUAAUAUUCAACAGUAUAAGAUUGACAUGGCUGAUGAAGUCAUCAAUGCUGGGCGUUUUGACCAGAGGACAACGCAUGAAGAGCGGCGGAUGACCUUGGAGACUUUAUUGCAUGAUGAGGAGAGAUAUCAAGAAACUCUUCAUGAUGUACCUUCGCUACAUGAGGUGAACCGGAUGAUUGCCAGAAGCGAGGAAGAAGUUGAAUUAUUUGAUCAGAUGGAUGAAGAAUUUGACUGGACGGAGGAGAUGACCUCUCAUGAGCAGGUUCCUAAGUGGCUUCGAGGCAGUACCAGAGAAGUGAAUGCUGCUAUUGCUGCUUUAUCUAAGAAGCCAUCAAAGAACAUCUUAUUCAGUGGUAAUAUGGGUGUCCAACCUGGUGACACUGGGAACGAGAGAAAAAGAGGGAGGCCCAAGAGCAAAAAGAUAAACUACAAGGAAAUCGAAGAUGAUAUUGGAGGAUACUCUGAGGCAAGCUCUGAAGAGAGAAAUGCUUAUUCUGGGAAUGAAGAAGAGGGUGAAAUUGGUGAUUUUGAAGACGAUGAACUUACCGGUGCUCUUGGUGAUCAACAGACAAACAAGGAGGAGUCUGACGAGGAGACCCCUGUUUGUGGUAGUGGUUAUAAUUAUCCUCAGGACCUUGGUAAUGCAAAACCCAAUCAUGCACUCGGUGAUGCUGGUUCCUCGGGAUCUUCUCCGGAGAGUCGUAAAUCAAAACAAAUGGUAUCUCCUGUUUCUUCACAAAAGUUUGGUUCUUUGUCUGCGUUGGACACGAGGCCAGGUUCUGUCUCAAAAAGGCUGGUGGAUGAACUAGAAGAAGGGGAAAUAGCAGCAUCAGGGGAUUCUCAUAUAGAUCGCCAGCAAUCAGGAAGUUGGGCCUACGAUCGUGACGAAGGGGAAGAAGAGCAAGUUUUACAACCUAAGAUAAAACGAAAACGGAGUAUUCGGCUUAGACCCCGUCAUACUACGGAAAGAAUAGAUGAGAAAUAUGGCAGUGAGAUACCUUUCUCUCAGCACAACGAAGCAUCUCAGAUGCCAUUGCAAGUGGAUCGCAGCUAUCGAUCAAAGUUGAGGACAGUUAUUGAAUCACACGGUCCAAGACAAGAUCAAAGCGAUUCAUCCUCUAAACUCAGGAAUAUGCCAGCAAGGAAGGUAGCUAAUACGUCCAAACUUCAUGGCUCAUCACCAAAGUCUGGGAGACCAAUUUCCACACAACUUCCUGUGGAGGUUAGUGCUGAAGCCACCGGGGAAACAUUGGACGGGAAAUCUGCAAGUCCUAUUGGCUCUUCAAAUGCUGGUGCAAGAAUGUCAGAGAUCAUCCAAAAAAGGUGCAAAAACGUGGUUAGCAAACUCCAGAGGAGAAUCGAUAAAGAAGGACAGCAGAUUGUACCAAUGCUGACAAAUCUGUGGAAAAGAAUUCAGAAUGGUUAUGCAGCUGGAGGCGUGAACAAUCUUUUGGAUUUAAGAGAAAUCGAUAACCGGGUGGAAAGACUAGAGUACACAGGAGUUAUGGAACUCGCAUCUGAUGUCCAGUUCAUGCUAAAAGGUGCAAUGCAAUUCUAUGGGUUCUCACAUGAGGUGAGGUCUGAAGCAAGGAAGGUACAUAAUCUCUUCUUUGAUUUACUGAAGAUUGCAUUCCCAGACACAGACUUCAGGGAAGCAAGAAACAUGCUCUCCUUCUCUGGGCCAAUACCCAGUUCAGCUUCUACACUAUCCACCACAAGACAAACAGGUAUCAUUAACCAAGGCAAGAAGCAAAAGCUGAUAAAUGAGAUGGAACCCGAGCCAAGCUCCCCUCAAAGGCCUCAACCUCAACAAAGGGAGAACACAAGAAUCAGAGUACAGAUACCACAGAAAGAAACAAGGCCUAGUGGUGGUGGUACAACAAGCCAACCAGAUGAUGACUCUCCAAUGUUAGCUCACCCAGGGGAACUGGUUAUCUGCAAGAAGAAGAGAAAAGACAGGGAAAAUCCUGUUAUGCGGACUAGAACCAGUGGUGGGUCCAGCAGCCCUGUCUCACCAACAGCUCCAACCGUGGGUCGUGGCCUCCGGACACCGACUCCUGGUUCAUUUCCCAGGAAAACAAGGCUGGCCCAACAGCAAAGCUGGUCAAACCAAGGCACCCAUCCAAACAACAGCGGUGGAGCUGGGGGUGAGUCUGUGGGAUGGGCGAACCCAGUGAAGAGGUUGAGGACUGAUGCUGGGAAAAGGCGGCCCAGCCAUUCAUAGAUAUCCUUUCCUUGCCCCUCAUCCUGGUGAGUGUUUCCUCUGUGCACAGAAGGCGGUUGAACUAUUUGAACAAUGAGCAGUUAGUCUGACCCUAGUAAUCGAAUAAUAGUGUAGGCCUGUGAUCACUCUCCUUGUAAACUGGUUCGUUGCCCUUCUGGUAGUACAGAAAUUAGAGUUGCCCUUUGUGUGACGGAAGUGCGAAGAAACUGUUCUUCCCUUCCGACAAGACAGUGUUACAAAGCCCCUAUCUGGUAUGUGUAUUGAGACAAUUUAUGUAGGAGAUACUUCUUCAAAAAACGAAAGAAAUCAGAUGAAAUAUAAAGGCUUGCUAGCGACUG